AUGCCCCUCGCUGUGGUCAUCCCCCUACAGGUUGACGCCUUCCAGCUCAACGAAGCCGUGAUCAACCAGGGUAAGGCCUUUAUCGCGCCCUUCUCACCCCCCGACUACUCCUCUCUUGAACCCGGCCCGCGCCUCCAACACGAUGCGAUCCCGCAUCUCAGUCUGCGUGCCUCGUUUCCAGCGAGCAUCAAUACCCGUCUGUCGGAUCUCGACACAGGAACGGCACGACAAGACCGGCUAGGCAUCUACCUGCACUGGACGGUGCCGAAGCCGUUUCGUGUCGGUGUCAUGGCGACUGAAAGUGCACAAGGAGCGGCACAUACUGACAAAAAGAAAGAGAGGGGAAUAUCUGGAGAUUCAGAAUUCACUGCACUUCCAGACAGAUGGGUCAUUAUCCGCCGUGUGGAUGAAAGUACCCCCACGCUUCGCACAGGAAAAUAUUUAGCAUUCGUCGUGGAAAGCAACCGGAUCCGUCGCCUGAACGUGAAUCCAACCGACCUGGCUGGUUUGGAUCUCGACACCGAAGCGGCCCCCUUUAUAGACCACAAGGGGACUCCUGAUGCACAGCAUGGAGUUCUCCUGGGCAUCAAGCACCGGUUAUCACAGUGGAGGGAGCAAUUAAAUGAUACGGAUAGUGCGAGUACGACUACAGAUUUCCAUCUGCCCCUGACACUCGCAGACUCGGCGAAUCCGUUGUUCACGGAUUUUCAGCACCACGGGAUGAAUGUUUUUGGCGUGCAUGAUGAUCUGACAUACUUCUCAGCAGAAAGUAAUAGUCUGUGCACGCUUGAGGCAGCGCAGAUUUCGUAUCAGGUUGUGGGAUACCAUGCUCUACGUCGCUAUGACCCCAUUGCGACCAGUUCUGAAGCUGCAAGCACAAAUCAAGAUCUUCUCUCGACACAUGGACUGUCAUUGGCUGUGAAGGAAAAGGCAGUGUCCAGAGACGAGAGAAAAGAAGAGGAAGAAGAAGAAGAGGAAGAAGAAGAAGAGGAGGAGGAGGAGGAGGAACAAGAAUGGUUAUCAGAUGAUUGUGGGAUGCUGCGCUCUCUCUGUCAUGGCACGGUAGAUCUCCGCUGGUCCCGUAAGAACAGACCGGCAAUAGUCCCCGCCGACAAGGCUGCCGAGGCGUUUAUACAGUCCCAUCCGGUAGCAAUUGGAGCAGAUCUGGUCGACGCGAUGGCUGCGAUCUUCGAGGCGCCGGCGAAGGAGACUCAGGCGGAUCCGGCGCUGGCAGCAGCGUUUCGGCAUCUGCAGGUCCUUGCAGCGGAUCCGGCAGAUGAAGGGAACGAUAACAGCAAGACGCAGCAGGGGAAGACUACGGGGUUCAAGCCGGUGCAUGGAGGACAUAUCUGGAAGGUGAGGAGUGAGGGCAAGAAUGAGCCCCAGGCAUCCAGUCAGGCUUCAACCAUAACACCUCAGGCAGCUCAGGCACCCCUUCUGCACCAGCUGAACGCUGCUCAGCGUCUUUUCGAUGCUGCCCAUCGACACUCUCGCCUCCUGCAGCAUCUGCUGUUCUGCGAGUGGUGGAAAGCCCGAGCAGCCGGAUUCGGUGAUAAAUCCGAUGGGGCUGGUGCUGCUGCGACUGUCGAUGAUGACGGCUUUGAGACCAUGGGGAGCUGGUAUCGGGAGCAUCUGCCUGAGACACGCACGCGAGUGAAAGAGAUCCUGACAGAAUUACUUAUAUUGCAUCUGAGAGAGAAAGAAGAAGAGUCCUCUGGUGGGACGGGGGAACAUAAACGGCCAGGACUUGUAAAGGCUCUUCAAGAUUUGAUAUCAUCGCUAAGCAAAGGGAACCCCGUUGAAAAGAUCGCGUCCAGUCGCUUCUUCAGGGCGCAAGACCCGAUGAUUCUCCUCUCGGAUAUGGAAUCCGGGUGGCCCGAGGACUCAGAGAAGGAUACGAUCCCCGUUCAGCUCAACACGCAGUUUUCACGGCGCCAGACAGCGUUAGCUGGCCAGGAUGACGCGUGGCAGCUGUUCCAGAAUGAGCUGAUUAACUUGCCUUCAUGGGUCCAUGCCUGUGUAGAUGACCUGCGGCACGGAUGGACAAAGCCUACAGGGUCUGGCGAUGAUGAUUCAGCACAAACAUGGUUCCCCCUGUUCAUCGAGUGGGAGGCUGAUUACUUCCAUAUCCCCUAUCAACACUGGAUUCUGGAAGAGACAUCUUCUGGGACUGUCCGCUACCGGAUCAACAAGAGUGUCGAUCUUGCCAGCGUGGCAGAGACAACUCGCCGCGGACUCAGCGGCAGGGGUAAUCUCCUUCCUGAGGGUGCGCGUGCAUUAACCACCCUGGUCGAGCAGGUAGUCAGCCGGUCGAGUCCCGAUCUGCUGGAGAAGAUCCUUCCCGGCGAGCAACGGAAGGCUGUGGACCAAGCGAUUGCAGGGCUAAGCAAUGUUCUCUGUGCUGAGCUGCAGGGGCUCGCCGACCAUCUGCUCACGCUUGUACGCGGAACACACGCGAUCCCGGGUCCGAACGCUGACAAAAAGGAAACAGCCUCGAGCUGGCUGUCAACCCUGUUCCCCCGGCUCUCUGUUCACGAUCAUUCGGCAGUGCUGCAGUUCCUUGCCGCGGGUUCCGGGACCGACGUCACCCCUUAUACAGCCUUGUUACCGGUCCAGGGUGUAUCCCGAGAAGGAGAAGAAGCAGACCUUGCCCUUUUUCACCCCGUUACGCAUGGGCAGGUCCGGUUCACGAAGUUGAAUAUCAUUGACAAGUUCGGCCAGGUGGUUUGUGCGUUUGACCCACGGCCUGGUCAACCGUUACGUCCGAUUUAUCCCAGCGUCAGUCAGGAACUGGCGUGCCAGCGCAACGAGACAUUACCGGGUCGAGCAUUUGCGAAUACAGUGCUUGCAGAACCUGAGGGCCGCUGUCAAUUCUUCCAGCUCGGCCCGCGCAUCAAUCAGGAUGCACGGUUCAAUGCAGUGUGGGUGACGAGGACAACCUUAUCCACGAAUGAUCGGGGCAAUACUUCCACUUCCUCCUCCUCCUCUUCCUCCUCCUGGAGGCCCUUGCUAGAAUGGGAGUCACCGAUCUGGGGGUGGGUGGUAUGUAACUUCCAGGACGAAAGUCUGCAGAUCUUGAACGGCGAGGGAGAGUUGUGCGGUGAGAUCCUCAUAUCGUCGAGUCUCUGGUUGAACGCGGGGGGCAACCUGGCCAAGACAACUCCGGAUACGACCAAUAAAGAUCUCGCAGCGUUCAUGGCCCGUUUGGCUGGCUCGACGGACUUCCUCGGCCGUGUGUGGGAGAUGGUCGUGGACGCCAACGAACAUAUCCAUCAUGCCCCCGGCGAGGCGGAUUCCCUCCCAGCGCUCAUCGGACGGCCUCUAGCGCUUGUCUCGAUGGGAUGGUCAUUGGAGCUGGCCACGCGGCCGAUGCCCGACCAGACCGAUUAUCCUGGCAGGGCUACUAAAUCUUUGCUGGAUUAUGAGUUUGCGUUGAAACUCGGGGAUCGGCACAGUCUGCACGACGGGCUGGUAGCGUAUACUCCACUGGAGGAGGACAAUUCCACUUUUGACUUUGGCAAAUUGUUCAGUGCAUAUGGAAACAAUCCAGCCAGUUCCUCUUCAGACUCAAUACUUCCAACACAGAACAUCUCCUUCCACCCCUACUGGAUCAACCCUACCGAUUAUAGCUCCUCGACGAGCGACGCCUUUGCUACCGCUCAUGCAGAAAAGCUGCAGAUAUACGCCGCUCUAAUCGAUCCGUUCCAAGGUGUCAACGGCUUCUCGGGGAUCCUGCCCACGGCCACGCUGACGGUGCCGCCCUGGGCGCUCGACCGGGCAGUCAAGGCCAUGAAGACCGUUCUCCGAGCUGGGCCGUUGUUGAUUCCGGGAGAUGUCAAUAGCACGGGAACCACUACUACUGGUACUGCGCCGGUGGCUCUACCGAUUGAUCCACCACCCGGGAGCUGGAUGUGGAUGCAACCUGUGGCCGACGGAACUGGAAAUGCAGUUAACCAAAUGUUUGGACUGACGGCGGCAUCCAAAGAGUUUGCCGUUGCCGAUGGGCUGCAGACGGUUGUGGAGGGGUUCAUGCGGACUAGUUAGAAUCAUUAGAAUUGGAUUCUUUUCCCUGUUCUACAAUAGGAUAGAGUAAGCAGGGUACAAUCGAUACAAUAUCCGGAUAAUUGCCUUGCUAAAUGCAUGAAUCUUCCAUGGGAUGGUUUUUGCAUCAUCUAGAUCGCCAGAUUAAUCUAAUCUUAUAAUUCACUCCUUCCGUUCACCCUAUACACAGUCUAUAUCUCUAAUUCUAACACUGUUCUAGCAAAGUCUAUCAUUUAGCUCUUCCAAGCGCAACCAUCAAUCACUCCU
This is a messenger RNA of Aspergillus ochraceoroseus IBT 24754, 4308 nucleotides long. RefSeq lists its product as uncharacterized. The transcript has 2 exons. Bases 1 to 4044 code for a protein of 1347 amino acids. NCBI's taxonomy places the organism in Eukaryota, Fungi, Ascomycota, Eurotiomycetes, Eurotiales, Aspergillaceae. The record is from RefSeq and is a predicted model, not a curated record.